AUGUCCAAACCUGCACUUCUUCCCCUUCACCAAGCCCUGAAGAAAAGCUUCCAGAGUGUUGAAAACAAUCAGAAAGUAUGGAGGAGUGUGUUGGCAGACUGCAGCCCUCUGAUGGUAUCUCUUGGGAACUUGGCGGAGCAGUCCCGAGCGCUUUCCAACGUCCAGAUCUCCAACACACCGCUGAGAGACUUCCCUGACCUGGAGGAGAAGCUGCGGUUCAAGCUCUCACUGGCCACUGACACAGUGCUGGGAAAACUCCACGACAAGAUGUCUUCUCUACAGUCUGUCAGAGACUCCAUCAGUAACCAGGUCUCUGCAGUCUUCCAGCUGUACGAGCAGCAGGCAGACAGUCUGGAUCUGCUCGCUGUAACCGAGCGCUCAGCCACCGCCCCGUCAGUCUCUGACAUGCUGGAGUGGCUGCAGGAUGCCGAGCGUCACUAUCGCCAACAAUUCCUCAGGAGGAAGACUCUGCUGCAGACUCUGAGACCUGAUGAUCUCUCCCUUUUAGAAUCUGCUCCCAAAAGAUGGAAAUCUUUGGAGUCUGCCACUGCAGAGGACCACAUCACAGAUACACUCUGCAAAGUUUCCUUCUUUAUUGAAUCCCAAUGAAGAGAGUAAAAGCAACUUCAUUGGAUCUCUGGCCAGCUUUCCAAUCUGACUGCAAUCUCUCUGUGCCGAGGCUUGAAGAGGAGAUCAGGUUAUUUUAAGGAAUAAUGGGAAAAACCUCAGAUGGACACAAUUCCUGUGGAUUUUAAGAAAAGGACUGGAUCUUUAUUUUGUUGGACACAAAGUUUGUGCAUGUACCAGAUUUAUACCGCAAUCGAAGCUGAAGACGAAAUUACAAUAUACUUUUUUUUCCACAAAAAAAGCACUCAGUGGCGUCUUUUCAUACUUGAUUGACAACAUUGUUAUCUG
Messenger RNA from Centropristis striata (black sea bass), 915 nucleotides. RefSeq names its product AFG2 interacting ribosome maturation factor (gene airim). Bases 1 to 609 code for a protein of 202 amino acids. The record is from RefSeq and is a predicted model, not a curated record. Gene Ontology annotation, cellular component: cytoplasm; nucleus. Lineage: Eukaryota; Metazoa; Chordata; Actinopteri; Perciformes; Serranidae. The transcript is spliced from 4 exons.